GUUCAUUCUAUCACACCUUACUUAAGUGACACUGAUAAAUACUCUAAGCUAACAGCUCUGAUUUUUUACCGUCAUUCUGAAGGCAUCUGAAGACCACAGUGUGUGAUUCUCAGCAUUGCUGCUGAGGUCAGUACAGUAAUCCAGAAACUGAAAGUAACACCCGGAGAAGCCAUUAGAAGAAGAGACCAGCAGCUGCUGAAGAAAAUGACAUCUACAAUCUCUCUACAAGAGAAGGAUCUUUUAUGCUGUGUUUGCUGUGAAAUCUUCAGGGAUCCUGUUCUACUGUCGUGCACCCACAGUGUGUGUAAAACCUGUCUGCAGAAGUUCUGGGAAAGUAAAGGGUUUCGAGAAUGUCCAGUUUGCAGAAGAAGAUCCUCAAGAGAAGUACCUCCACUUAACCGGAUACUGAAGAACCUUUGUGAUUCUUUUCUAGAGAGCAGGAGUCAGAGAUCUUCAGCAGGGUCUGAGGGGCUAUGCAUUCUUCACAAUGAGGAACUCAAACUCUUCUGUCUGGAUGACCAACAGCAUGUAUGUGUGGUGUGUCAGACUUCAAAGACACAUCAAAAUCACCACUUCUGUCCAACAGAUGAAGCUGUGACUAGCCUCAAGGAUAAACUCCAGUCUGCUUUGGAGAAUCUUCGGCAGAAUCUGAAAGUCUUAGAGGAAUCUAAACGAGACUAUGACCAAACAGCCGCCCACAUUAAGACGCAGGCCCAGCACACAGAGAGGCAGAUAAAGGAAGAGUUUGAGAAGCUUCACCAGAUUCUAAGAGAUGAAGAAGCAGCAAGGAUAGCUGCACUGAAGGAGGAAGAGGAGCAGAAGAGUCAGAUGAUGAGGAGGAAGAUUGAGGAGAUGAAUGGAGAAAUAUCAGCUCUUUCAGACACAAUCAGGAACAUAGAGAAGGAGAUGGAGGCUGAGGACGUUCUGUUCUUACAGAACAUCAAAUCCACAAUGACACAACUUCAGCUCACACAAAAGGAUCCAGUGUCCACUGAAGGAGCUCUGAUCAAUGUUGCUAAACACCUUUCUAACCUGAAGUUCAGAGUGUGGGAGAAGAUGCUGGAGCUUCUCCAGUACACCCCUGUUACUCUGGACCCCAACACUGCACAUCCAAUCCUCCACCUGUCUGAUGAUCUCACUGCUGUAGAAUUCAGAAAUGAGGAGUCAUCACUGCCUGAUAACCCAGAGAGAUUUGACAGCUCUGUGUGUGUUCUGGGUUCUGAGGGUUUUAACUAUGAGAAGCACUGCUGGGAUGUUGAGGUUGGGGACAGUGAUCACUGGGAGCUGGGUGUGAUUUCAGAAUCUGCGUCAAGAAAGGGAGACUCUUUCUGUGGUUCAGUGUGGAAACUGUGUAAAAGUAAUAAUAAAUACUGGAUAUGCAGCCCAGGACAGCCUGACCUCUCCCUCAAACCUAAAGAGAGUGUCCAGUGGGUCAGAGUGCAGCUGGACUGGAACAGGGGGAAAGUCAAAUUCUCUGAUCUACUAUCAAGUGCACAUCUGCACACUAUAACAGGCACUUUCACUGAGAAAGUUUUGCCGUUUUUCUGUAAUGGAUCUGUUUGUCCUCUAAGGAUCUUAUCAGUGAAGACGUCGGUAUCAGUGGAAAAGUGAAGUUGUUAAAUUAGCAAUGCAAUAAUAGGAACAGAUACUCAUUAAUAAGUAACAUGUGGUGAGGUAAGAAAAACUGUGUUAAAAUGAAGUUUAAAUGUGUCACAUAUGACAGUUAUUCACAUCUCAAGAAGCUGUGAAGAAAACUGGCACAUCUCCCAUUCAUACACUCCCUAUUGGAAACUACAAGAAAUAGCUUCAAACCCACUACUACUACUGGUAUGUGUGUGUUUUUAAGUGAACUUCUCACUUGAAAUUCCAGUGUAAGUGUUGUUUAUUCUCAGUUUUGUAGGUGUGGAGACGAAAGCUCUGUAGACACUAUCUGGAUUUAAACAUGAACAACUUUAUUUCAAAUUAACAAGAUAGUGUCAAAGCCCUGUGAGAGUCCUGAAGGCCGAAUGUGUCCAAGUUGUGUCCAAGUUGCCUCAGCUUUUAGGCUGAAUGUACGCACAUACAUAACACACAUACAUACAUUUACAUAAGGAAACAUCUGGAAAAGCUUAGGAAUAUGUUUUGUGAUUUUAGUCCAUUUGUCUGGAUUUAUAGGAUAUCCAACUACAGCUCAACCUGCCAAGCACAACACGAAUAACAAGACAUAAAACUCGAAACACGAGCUCAUCAGAUGCGUAAGCCUCGGAUGUGAUUUCUCGUGUUGCUGAGCUACAGAGACUGUUGUUGAAAGACACAGGCGAUGAGCAAAACUAUGAUUGUACUUUGUUUUCAGAUGUACAGAAGCACAUUUUUUGCCAGCUCUUCUCCGCUGCGACAUCACUCGAUCCAAGGUUACUAAUGUAGGGCUGCAUAGGUAAUGUACUUUAGCAUUAAAUGUUAAGGUACAAAACAUUCAUUUACACUAACAAGUACUUAACUUAAUUUUAACAAGUAAUCAACUUAAUUGUAAGUAGGCUACUCAAUAUGGUAUCAGAACUCAAUAUUGGCAAGUGUCACGCUUCCAGGUUCUCCUCCCUUGCCUAGUACGCUCCAGGACUCCAUUUCCCAUGAGUCCAAUCCCAAUGAUGUCACCUUCUCCUCCAGUCACACGCAUCUGCCUCAUUCUCAGUCACCUGAAUUCUGAAGUGAUUCACCGGUGCCUGUUUGGUCUCAGAGCUUAAAUAGCUGCUGGUUUGGUUUCCUCUUUGCGAGGUACUGCCCUUCACUGGAUUACUGAGCAGUUUUCUACUGUUGUCUCAACUUGUGUUUUGAACCCUUUGCCUGUAUUUUGGAUUUUGCUCUUUUGUCUUUGCCCUUUUGCUCUGGUUGCCUGUAUGUUUAGUCUUCUCUGGUUUUAGACUCUUGUUUGGUUUUUGGAUUCUGAUUUUGGAUUUGCCCUGUCUUUCUAUCUGACACCUGUCUUCUAUCUUUCUAUCUGACACCUCUCUCAAUAAACAGACUUUUGUUUUUAAGA
Pygocentrus nattereri (red-bellied piranha) is the source of this 3013-nucleotide messenger RNA. RefSeq names its product tripartite motif-containing protein 35-like. The record is from RefSeq and is a predicted model, not a curated record. The coding region runs from base 205 to 1611 and encodes 468 amino acids. The transcript is spliced from 6 exons. Gene Ontology annotation, molecular function: zinc ion binding; protein binding. NCBI's taxonomy places the organism in Eukaryota, Metazoa, Chordata, Actinopteri, Characiformes, Serrasalmidae.